AUGGAAAAGUCUGGGGCGCGGUCACUCGGGCAUGGUAUUCCCGGCGCAAAAUCUCCCAUUGCGUUAGAUUACAACGCCGCCCCGCUGUUCGCCUCGGAAAACGCCUCCAGUGAAGUGUGGAGCGCGGGCGGCGGGGCCGGCGGCGCGGCAGCAUGCGGUAGCAGCGGCAUGGACCUGAAACACGAGGUGGCGUACCGCGGCGUGCUGCCCGGCCAGGUGAAGGCGGAGCCCGGGGUGAGCCACAACGGGCACCCGGCCAACGGGCACGUGCGAGAUUGGAUGGCGGCGGGCGCGGCCGGCGGGGGCUCCCCGCCGCCGGGCGCCGCCGCCCAGCCGCAGCCCAACAACGGCUACUCUUCGCCGCUGUCCUCGGGCAGCUACGGCCCGUACAGCCCCAACGGGAAAAUAGGUCGGUACCGCUUCCAACGUCCGCCAGCGGCUCUGCCUUUGUGUUCUUUUCCCAAUUUGUUUAGAUUAGAAGAGAAC
Molecule: messenger RNA, 486 nt
Organism: Iphiclides podalirius (scarce swallowtail)
Lineage: Eukaryota; Metazoa; Arthropoda; Insecta; Lepidoptera; Papilionidae
Source: the annotation of a GenBank genome assembly